Messenger RNA from Anopheles maculipalpis, 1004 nucleotides. Its product is annotated as arginine-hydroxylase NDUFAF5, mitochondrial. Gene Ontology annotation, biological process: mitochondrial respiratory chain complex I assembly. The transcript has 2 exons. The record is from RefSeq and is a predicted model, not a curated record. Gene Ontology annotation, cellular component: mitochondrion. The coding region runs from base 11 to 1003 and encodes 330 amino acids. Lineage: Eukaryota; Metazoa; Arthropoda; Insecta; Diptera; Culicidae. Gene Ontology annotation, molecular function: S-adenosylmethionine-dependent methyltransferase activity.
GUUACAUAAAAUGUUCCCAAUGCUCGGGAAAACGGUGCGAGCUGGUUCCUCCGCUGUGUUGCAGCAGCACCACCGGCACUUCUGCACACCGGUUGUAAAUAUAUUCGAUCGUAAUGUAAAACGAUUGCAGCGAGAACGUGCCGCCCAAAGGGAAGAUGUGGAGUUGUACGACUACAUCAAGGAGGAGGUUGGUUACCGGUUAGCGGACCGUAUAUUCGACAUUAAGCGCCAGUUUACGAACGCGGUCGAUCUCGGUGCCGGUCGGGGCUACGUCACGAACCACGUGCUGGGCGAAACGGUACAGAAGCUUACCGCCAUCGAUCUUAGCCCUGCCAUGCUGUCACAGAUCAAGGGCUCGCCCGGAUUAGAUUUUAGCAUCCGCGAGAUGGACGAGGAACGGUUCCAGUUUGAGGAUGAUUCGCUCGAUCUUGUGGUGUCCAGCUUAAGCAUGCACUGGAUCAACGAUCUGCCGGCCUGCUUUCGGGCGGUUAAUCGUGCACUCAAACCGGACGGGGUGUUUAUCGGUGCUAUGUUCGGGGGUGAUACACUGUACGAGCUGCGUUCGGCACUGCAGCUAGCGGAACAGGAACGGAAAGGUGGUUUAGCACCGCACGUAUCGCCUUUUACACAGAUCCGCGAUGUGGGAAUGCUCCUAAACCGGGGUGGCUUUACGAUGCUAACCAUCGAUACGGACGAACUGGUGAUCGGUUAUCCGUCCAUGUACGAGCUGAUGUUCGAUCUGCAGGGUAUGGCGGAGAGUAAUGCGGCCUUCAACCGACCGUUGCACGUUGGGCGCGAUACACUGAUGGCAGCUGCAGCUAUUUAUAAAGACAUGUACGCCCGAAAGGAUGAAGGUGUGCAGGCUACGUUUCAGAUCAUAUUCUUCGUCGGAUGGAAACCGUGCGCUAGUCAACCGCAGCCGGCAGAGCGUGGAUCCGGCACGGUUUCACUGAAGGAUCUCGGGAAGGUAAUGACACCGAAGGGUUCGGGAUGUAAAAAUUAAA